Messenger RNA from Lachancea sp. 'fantastica', 1362 nucleotides. The record is from the annotation of a GenBank genome assembly. Lineage: Eukaryota; Fungi; Ascomycota; Saccharomycetes; Saccharomycetales; Saccharomycetaceae.
AUGGGUUAUGUGUGGGAUGAGACUUACGAGCCUGCAACUGUAGCGUUCAUUUUGAUCGGAUCCGCGCUGGUGUUCAUCAUGAUCCCAGGCCUGGGAUUUCUAUACUCGGGUCUCACGCGAAGGAAAUCUGCUCUGGCGCAAAUAUGGAUCGUUUUGAUGGCCACACUAGUGGGGAUAUUGCAAUGGUAUUUCUGGGGGUUUUCGCUGGCGUUCUCCAAGACAUCAAAAAAUCACAAAUUUAUAGGAAAUUUGGAUUCAUUCGGGUUCAGAAACGUUUACGGGAAAGCGGAUCCCGACAGCCAGUACCCAGAAAUUGCAUUUGCCGGAUUCCAAGGCCUUUUUAUGUGUGUGACCCUCAGCAUUAUCGCCGGCUGUACAGCUGAGAGAGGCAGACUUCUGCCGCACACAGUCUUUUUGUUUUGUUUCGCCACGCUUGUAUACUGCCCCGUGACAUAUUGGAUAUGGGAUUCUGACGGAUGGGCUUAUCGCUGGGGAGUACUGGACUGGGCCGGAGGUGGCCCCGUUGAAGUCCUAUCCAGUGUGGGCGGGUUUGUCUACUCUGCAUUUUUGGGCAAGAGAAAAGAAAGCCUGCUAAUCAAUUUUAGACCCCACAACGUGUCCAUGGUCACCUUAGGCACUUCAUUACUAUGGUUUGGAUGGUUAGGCUUCAAUUCAUGCACGUCUUUGAGUCCCAACCUUAGAUCUUCCUACGCUUUCAUGAACACCAAUUUGAGUGCAGCUGUGGGAGGCAUGACAUGGUGUUUGCUGGAUUUCAGACUUGAGAAAAAGUGGUCGACCGUGGGUUUAUGUUCUGGUAUUAUUUGUGGCCUGGUGGCCGCUACGCCAAGUUCCGGUUGCAUAACACUCUACGGCUCUGUGAUACAGGGUAUCGUCGCCGGCGUGGUGUGUAACUUUGCCACCAAGAUCAAGUACUACCUAAAGGUUGAUGAUUCCAUGGAUAUUCUCGCGGAGCACGGUAUCGCCGGUGUUGUAGGGCUAAUCUUCAACGCGCUGUUUGCCGCGGACUGGGUAGUUGGUAUGGAUGGGACUACCGAACAUGACGGUGGCUGGAUUACCCAUAAUUACAAACAGAUGUACAAGCAGAUCGCUUACGUGGCAGCUGUGUACGGUUACGGAGUAGUUGUGACCGCUAUCAUAUGUUUUGUGAUAGACAAAAUCCCAGGGCUGCAACUCAGAGCCAGCGAAGAGGCCGAAGAGCAGGGAUUGGACGAAGACCAAAUAGGUGAGUUUGCUUACGACUACGUCGAGGUUCGGAGAGAUUACUAUUCGUGGGGGUCAAAUAGACCGGAGGGUUCGUCGGAUGACAAUGAUUCCCAGCCCCAAGAGGAAAAACAUCUUUAG